Micromonas commoda is the source of this 1395-nucleotide messenger RNA. RefSeq lists its product as hypothetical. The record is from RefSeq and is a predicted model, not a curated record. Bases 1 to 1395 code for a protein of 464 amino acids. NCBI's taxonomy places the organism in Eukaryota, Viridiplantae, Chlorophyta, Mamiellophyceae, Mamiellales, Mamiellaceae. The transcript has a single exon.
AUGCAGACCAUCGCCUCCCGCAGCGCGAUCAUCGGCCAGCGCGUCACCGCGCGCCCCUCCGGCAAGACCUCCAAGUCGGCUGUCCGCCAGCCGAUCAAGGUGAACGCCGUGCAGACCCUGCAGUCCGGCCAGGGCAUGAUGGUCGACCCCGACCAGUACGACGACGACGCCAACCGCGGCCGCGGCUCCGGAUUCGUCGCCAGGCCCGCGGGCCAGCGCGUCUCCUCCUCCUCCGCCUCCUACAGCGCCGCCGCGAGGCCCUCCCGCGUCGUCCGCGCUCCCGACGGCGUCACCUACGACCCGGAUCAGUACGACCCGGACGCCAACGUCCGCUCCUCCGGCGCCAUCUACUCGCCUCCCGCGGCGCAGCUCGUCAACGACCUUCAGGCCCCCGCGGGUGCCGGCCAGGUGACCCGCGCCGAGGUCCAGGCGUGCCAGGACUUCUGGGCCAAAUCCAUCGUGGACAUCUCGGCCUCGUUCCUCCAGGGCGGCGACUACGUCGGCCUCGCGGGCGCGCGCGCGGGUGAGCUCUACGGCUACGGCAACUGCAACGUGCUCUUCAAGCCCACCAAGGCUGCGCAGCACCCCUUCAGGCCCACCGCCAACGACGCCAUGUCCUACUUCGUGGGCCACGACGCCGUCGCGGGCGGCUACAACGAGGACCACGGCUUUGCCAUCAACGCGAAGAAGGGCUUCUCCAAGGUUGUCUUCAAGAACCACCAGAUCGACUGCCACUCCCAGGUGGCGCUCGCCAUGGGCACCUACGAGUUCACCUGCGCCACCACCGGCGCCGUCUCCGAGGUUGAGUACACCUUCGGCUACAAGCGCUGCCCCGACGGCAAGGUUCGCAUCUGCCUCCACCACUCCUCCAUCCCCUACGGCGGCGGCGCCGCGGCUCCCGCCACCGGCGCGGUGACCAAGGAGGACGUCAUGAAGGCUCAGGACUUCUGGGCGCAGUCCAUCUGCGACAUCUCCAGGACCUACCUCCAGGGCGGUGACUACGUCGGCCUCGCGGGCCAGCGCGCGGGCGAGCUCUACGGCUACGGCCACUCCAACGUGCUCUUCAAGCCCACCAAGGCUGCGGAGUACCAGUUCCGCCCCACUGCCAACGAGGCCAUGUCCUACUUCGUCGGCGGCAACGCGGUCCCGGGCGGCUACUCGGAGGACCACGGCUUCGCCAUCAACUCCGGCAAGGGCUUCUCCAGGGUUGUCUUCAAGAACCACCAGAUUGACUGCCACGGCGACGUCGCGCUCGCCAUGGGCACCUACGACUUCACCUGCGCCACCACCGGCGCCGUGUCCACCGUCGAGUACACCUUCGGCUACAAGCGCAACUCCGACGGCAAGUGCCGCAUCUGCCUCCACCACUCCUCCAUCCCCUACGGCGCCCACUAA